ACUACUCUUUACCCAAAGGAAAAAAAAGGACAAUAUAACCCACACAAAAAACCAUUCCCAAUUCGAACCCACAAAUCCACGAUGUAUGCGGUUCAUCAAAUCUCAUCUCCCCAAGAACGCUAAACUUAAAUUUUCAUUCCCAAUUCGAUCCCCCAAUCGAAAAUUUUAAGGGCUCCUUGCAAUCCAAAAUCGCCGAGUUUCCUUCAAUCCAAAAUCGCUGAGUUUCCUUCAAUCCAAAAUUUGUAGAGUUCAUUUGCGGUUUCGCGGUUCUUCUUGUUAAGUUGUGCUGAAAUUUGCGUUUUACAGGUUUAUCAAUUAGGAAUUUGCGAUUUGAAAGGGGAUGCAGUCCAAGAGAAUUUUCAAGGAGCUCAAGGAGAAAGAUCCUCCUACUUCUCGGACUGAUGGAACAUCCUGAUGUUGAUACUUUGAGAGCAACUGGCUGUCCAAUCUAUAAACAAUUGUGCAUAAUAUUCUCAGAAUCUGGUAAAAGUCAAAACAGAAAUGGAUAUGUUGAGAAGCAGGGAGGAGGGUUAGAUCCUGUGAGUAACAUUACAGAGGACUGCUCAACAGAAUCAGAAGGAGUGGCUUGUGUGGGGAAUGAGAAAGAGAAGUCUCCUCCAUGUGUAGAUAACCCUCAAUCAGUCAACCGGAAGAGAGGAAGGAAGGGGCUUGAGGAUUUGAUGGCGGAUGCUAUUUCCGAGAUGGCAGCUGCAUCAAGAAUGAGGGCAGAAAUAAUUCAGCAACGCAAUCAGAUAUUUACCAUAUCCAAGUGUGUAACUGCUUUGGAUGAGUUGCAGGGCAUUGAUGAAAAGAGUUUAGACACAUUGUAUCAAGAUGAAGGUGGUGGCGUUGGUGAGCGGUGGGAAAGACAGUUGUUAUGCCAUGAUGCAAUGCAUCCAUUACGGCCAUGAGAUUGUGGCCUUGGCUAAUUUGAUGCAUGCGGAUGAUUCGAUUGAUGAAUUGGAUAGCUUUAUGUAUCAAACUGUAAGUUUCCUCUUUGUUUUUUUGCUUAGAUUUUCUUUUGUAUUGUGACUUUAGGCAUGGUAGGAGAACUGUUCUUCAUUUUGACUAUGAAAAAUACGCAUUGAGUUACUUUAUUUCUUCUUCUGUUCCCUCUAUUAUAGUUUGUCUUCUCUUCUAAUUUCAUCAUCUCCCCUUUCCGCACCUUAUAUCUGAAUUCUUCCGUUUUCCUUGGAUUGACUGGAUUACUCUCCUUCCCUUUUCUGGUUAAUUUGUGUGUGCGCGCUAUGUGAAUUGUGAAUUGUGAGGCGCCCAAAGCCUUGGUAAAAAUGUCAGCUAGUUGCUGAAUUGUACGCACAUGAGUGGUUGUAAUAAUCCCUGAUGUCAAGAGCUCACGAACAAAAAAUGACAAUCAAAAUUAGGAUCUUAAACCCUAGGCUGUGAUACCAUGAUAAAAUAAGAGAGAGUAGGAGAGAAUUAUAUUUUGUGUGUAUUUCGUUACUUCUAUAUAUGUGAGUACAAAGCUUUAUAUACUAGAGCUAAAAUACAUGAUGACCUAGUGUAUAUAAUAAGCAAACUAAUUACAAAGCUUCAAGGUAAAAGCCCAAGCUACAACAUAAGUUGUACGCCGCUAUGAUGGGCUUUUCCCAUACACUGCACUCGUAGCUCCAAUAGACCCAAAACAGUAAGAUUGAUGGCUGAAAAGAGGGAGUAAAGAAAGAAGAAGGAUGAUUAAGGAAGAACAAGUGAGAUAUGACUAAUGCUAUUCGAGUUGAUUAAUCACCAAUUUCGAGAUGAAUGUUACUCUCCCAAUUACAACUAUCUGACUACUUUCCACAAUUCUCAACAUGCCUUCUCUCUCCCUAAUCUUCUCUAUUUAUGGAACAUCUUAUUCGAAUCUUCGCUGCAUAUAUCUGGAUUUUUCUUGUAUCAUGUAAUUGAAAUAUUCCUCUUUUUACUACUAAAUGAUCCUUCUCAUUUUGGGAUGAUGAUUUUCUUCUGUUUCUUUAAGUUAUGUCGUUUAAAAGUUAAGUUUUUUUUGGUUUUGUUU
This is a messenger RNA of Spinacia oleracea (spinach), 2011 nucleotides long. RefSeq lists its product as uncharacterized. Bases 402 to 911 code for a protein of 169 amino acids. The transcript is spliced from 5 exons. The record is from RefSeq and is a predicted model, not a curated record. NCBI's taxonomy places the organism in Eukaryota, Viridiplantae, Streptophyta, Magnoliopsida, Caryophyllales, Amaranthaceae.